GCGCCCCCCCUGGCCGAGGAAGGUGAGCUAGUGUCUGGAGGGGAGGACUCGGGAGCGCGGCCAGCCGAGGGAUCGAUCGGAUUAAACUCGAUUUGAGUGAAAUUAACACAAAGGAGAGAAGAGCAACGCGCACUAGUCGGCGAGGUCGCGCGUGAGAGCUACAUCGAAGAAAUAUUUCACGAAAAACAAGAAACUUGAACUUUUUGCCCCCUCUGUUUAUUUAUAUCGCGGUGGAUUUUUUUUUUUUUUCCCAAGCAAGCGGAGACAGUGUACCCUUCUGACGAGGAGUUGAUUUGAUAAAAAGCCAGAAGUGACCGAGCUUGUUGGGGAACCUUGAUGAGGACCAUGGAAUUGAAAGCUUCAAAUUAGUAGCUAUCAGAUUAGCUCUUAACUGCACAACACACCUCACACCUGUGGGCCCACCACCCAGCCAUGGCGGACCCAGGGAUGUUGAGUUUAUUUGGGGAUGAUGCAGGGUUGUUCUCAGAUGGAUUAGAUGGUUUAGGAGACUGCUUUCCCCAGCAGCCAGCCCCUGGUCAAGCCAACCCUCUAACCCAGCAGACCAAUUCUUCACUGAACCAUGAGCACCAGGGGAACAGGAGUUACCACCAAGGCAUGCUGCACGGCACUGGGCCUGGACCAGGGCAGUCCAAGUUGGGUCAAAUGUAUGAACACGGCCCCUACUCCAGCUAUGAUCAACCUGGUGCACCUGGAGCACGAAUGAUGGCUCAGAAUGGUCCUAGCCAGGGGCCACCGAAUGUGAACACGGCAUUGAAUGGAAUGACCUCCCACUAUAACCCAGCCAACUCUAGCAACACUCAUCAUGGGUACCAGAGUGAUGCGGGGGGAGGAGGAAGUGGAGGUGGAGUUUGGGCCCAGCAGCAGCAGAGCAGAUCUGUAUAUCAGCAGUCAUCAGCACCAUCAGGAGGCGGCCCCAGUCAGAUGGGGGGCUACCAGAUGUCUCAAGGAAGUUAUGCAGGGAUUCAAGGUCCACCUACAUCAAGUACUUCUCGCAUCAACCAACACUACCCUUCUCAAAGUAUGGUGCCCCCUCCUGCUCAGGACCCAUCUCACUACUUAGGACAUGUUGGGAUGGGAGGGGUCCAGAUGAGACAUCCCCAGCCUCAGCCACAAUCCCAGGGCUAUCCCAAUAUGGGCCACACACCUCGAUACCCACACUCCCCCUCCAGACAGCCUCCACACCCCCACCAGCACCAACAGGGCAUGGCACCAUUUGGGGGUGCUCAGUACCCUGGCUAUCAGGCCCAGUAUGCUGCUAUGGGACCUGGGAUGGGCCAGGGUGCUAAUGCUGCUGUCGGUGCUAACACCAGCCAGGCUUUGGGAUCAGGGCAGCUCGGCCAGAGGUUCAGCCAGGGAACAAGUUCAGCACCCGGGCAGCAGGGACAACGAUACCCCCCAGGACCGCCACACCAGACUCUCUCUGCCUCCAUGCAGCAGCAGGCAGGGCAACAAGGCCAGCCUAUGCACCCCCUCAACCACCCCCAGAACCUAUCCCAGCCCCCAAACCAGCCCCAAUCGCACCUUGCCCCCCAAACUCAGGGAUCUUUCUCCUCCCCCUCCUCCAUGUCUCCCAUGCGGGUUUUGGGAACUCCAACCCCUCCUCCCCAACAGGGCAGACCCCCUAGCGCAGGAUUACCUGUUCCAUCAGAGGUUGCAGGAUACACAGCCCUGCAGUCUCCACCCAGUACUAUGACCCAUGCACAAAGAACUCCCCAAACCCCAUUAACUGCCACACACCCCCAACACCAGCAGCCCCACAUGCCCCCCAAUGCAGGCCAAAUGUAUCCUGGCAUGGGGCCGCAGCGUGGUCCACAAAUGGGUCCAAAUAGGCUGCAGCAACAGCAAGGGCCUCAUGAAGCCUCAGUCACCCAGGGUGGAGACCAGCGUCUACUCCAGACCCAACAGGCCUCUCGAGGGGGGCAGCCUAUGCAGCCUGCUUCCAUGGGUUUCCAGGGUCCACCUAUCAGUCAACAUGGAGUCCCUGCCCCUAACCAGGGUUUAGCUCCACCCACCCAAAGCACUCAAACGCAGCACGGGCAUCUGCCCCCACACCCUCUUCACCUGCAGAGCACGCCCCCUCCCUCCAACCAGGCCUCCCACCCAUGGGCAGCCUCCACCUCCCACCCUCUCUCCUCCCCCCCUCUUACCCCACAGAAAGUGCCUCACAUACAGCAUUCCCCCUCGGACCUGUCAGGUGAUGCCUCAAUGAUGGUUCCUGACAGGCCAGCGGUUGGUGCCGGAGCCCCCAACCAACCUAUCAGCACAGAGAAGCCAAGUGAUCAGGAGACCAAGCCAAAAAAGAAGAAGAAAAAGAAAGCAAAAGUAGAUGAGAAAGAAGGAGGCGCAAAGGCAGCCAGGGAAGGAGGAGAUGAAGUCAAGUCAGAAUUUCCUGCAACAGGAAGUAAUGUGGGUGAACAGGUUACUGGCACAGGACUUGUUGAAGGAAGUUUGCCGCCAGUGGAAGGGAAGAAAAAGCGGAAAAAGAAACCAAAGGAGAAGACAGAGGGCAAGGAGCCCAAAGAGCCCAAGACUCCGAAGACACCCAAAACACCCAAGACUCCCAAAGAGCCCAAGGAGAAAAAAGCCAAGAGCACCACACCCAAGGCCAAGACUCCCAAGAAGACCAGCAGUAAAAAAGUGGAAUCAGAAGGCGGAGCCAGCGCUGCAAAGAAGGACUCCAAGAGGAAGAGAGAGUCGUCAGGUGGGGACGAUGUGGAGGUGAAGUCUCCACUGCCGUCUCCUCCUGAGGAAGAGGAUGAUGAUGGCGUACAGAAGCGUCGUUCAUGUCGUCAGGUGAAGAGGAAGAGGUACACCGAAGACCUGGAGUUCAGGAUCUCUGAGGAUGACGACAGCGGAGAUGACUCGCCAACACCAAAAUCUCCAUCAUCAUCCUCGCAACAACAGGAUAUGGCUGAGGUUGAAGGUCCUGUUGUGGAGAAAAUCAUGGGUAUGCGCACAUCUAAAAAACAGCUGGAGUCAGGGGAGGAAGUGGAGGUGGAGGAGUUCUACGUCAAGUUCAAGGGCUUUUCCUACCUCCACUGUCGCUGGGCAGAGCUGGAGGAGCUGGAAAAGGAUAAGAGAAUACACCAGAAGAUCAAAAGGUUUAGGGCCAAACAGCAACUUAACACCUUUAUAACGGAGAUGGAUGAUGAGCCUUUUAACCCGGAUUAUGUGGAGGUGGACCGUGUCCUGGAUGUUUCAGAGAGCGCAGAUGAAAACGGAGAGACGGUGACCUUAUAUUUAGUGAAAUGGUGCAGUUUGCCUUACGAAGACGCCACCUGGGAGCUGAAGGCAGACAUCGACCAGUCCAAGAUUGAUGAAUACGAGCGCAUCGCAGCACGCACGCCCAACACUAACAGAGUGGAUCGGCCUUCUGCAGCCGACUGGAAAAAGCUGGAGAGCUCCAGAGAGUACAGGAAUGGCAAUGCACUCAGGGAAUACCAGCUCGAAGGCCUCAACUGGCUAACUUUCAACUGGUACAACUCACGUAACUGUAUCCUGGCUGAUGAAAUGGGGCUUGGGAAGACCAUCCAGUCCAUCACAUUCCUAUAUGAGAUACACAUGAAGGACAUUGAAGGGCCAUUCCUGAUCAUCGCCCCUCUCUCCACCAUCCCCAAUUGGGAGAGGGAGUUCAGGACCUGGACAGACCUCAACGUUGUGGUCUACCAUGGCAGCCAGGCCAGCCGGAAAACCAUUCAGGCCUACGAGAUGUACUACAGAGAUGCACAGGGUAAGGUAAUAAAGGGAGUGUAUCGCUUCCACGCGGUGAUAACAACAUUCGAGAUGAUUCUGGCUGACUGUCCGGAGCUUCGCAGCAUCCCAUGGCGCUGUGUGGUGAUUGACGAAGCCCACCGUCUCAAAAACCGAAACUGCAAACUACUGGAGGGACUGAAAAUGAUGGAUAUGGAGCAUAAAGUUUUGUUGACAGGAACUCCUCUUCAGAACACAGUGGAGGAGCUCUUUAGCUUACUCAACUUCCUGGAACCUGAGAGAUUCCCAUCUGAACAGACAUUCAUGACUGAAUUUGGAGACCUAAAGACUGAAGAACAGGUCCAGAAACUGCAAGGCAUCCUGAAGCCCAUGAUGCUGAGAAGACUGAAGGAGGACGUGGAGAAGAACCUGGCCCCCAAAGAGGAGACCAUCAUUGAGGUGGAGUUGACCAACAUCCAGAAGAAAUACUACCGAGCAAUUCUGGAAAAGAAUUUCUCAUUCCUGUCCAAAGGAGGAUCAGGAGGAGGCGGAGGAUCCAGUGUCCCCAACCUCCUCAACACCAUGAUGGAGUUGAGGAAAUGCUGCAACCACCCCUACCUCAUUAAUGGAGCGGAGGAGAAGAUCAUUGAGGAGUUCAGGGACUCUCAUGGGGGCAGGACGGACAUGCCUGAAAUGGGUCUUCAGGCUAUGAUCCAGGCAGCUGGUAAACUGGUGCUCAUUGACAAGCUGCUGCCCAAACUGAAAGCUGGUGGGCACAGAGUGUUGAUUUUUAGUCAGAUGGUUCGUUGUCUGGAUAUUCUGGAGGACUACCUCAUCCAAAAACGAUAUUUCUAUGAGCGGAUAGACGGCAGAGUUCGUGGGAACCUGCGACAAGCAGCCAUCGACAGGUUCUCCAGACCAGACUCGGACCGUUUUGUCUUCCUGUUGUGUACAAGAGCUGGUGGGCUCGGCAUCAACUUGACUGCAGCUGAUACAUGCAUCAUUUUUGACUCUGACUGGAACCCUCAGAACGACCUACAGGCGCAGGCGAGGUGCCACCGUAUCGGCCAGUCCAAGUCCGUCAAGAUCUACCGUCUGAUUACGAGGAACAGCUAUGAGAGGGAGAUGUUUGACAAGGCCAGUCUGAAGCUGGGGCUUGAUAAGGCCGUUCUUCAGAGCAUGAGUGGACGAGAGAACGCAAACAGCGGGGUCCAGCAGUUAUCCAAAAAGGAGAUAGAGGACCUACUGAGAAAGGGUGCCUAUGGAGCUCUAAUGGACGAGGAAGACGAAGGCUCCAAAUUCUGCGAAGAAGAUAUCGACCAGAUUCUGCAGAGACGAACCCACACCAUUACUAUUGAAUCAGAGGGAAAGGGCUCUACUUUUGCUAAGGCCAGUUUUGUUGCGACAGGAAACCGAACAGACAUUUCCCUGGAGGAUCCAGACUUCUGGCAGAAAUGGGCCAAGAAGGCUGAGCUGGACAUGGAUGCCAUCAACGGCCGGAACACGCUGGUCAUUGACACACCGAGGGUGCGAAAGCAGACUCGACACUACAGCAGUGUCAAAGAGGAUGAGAUGCUCGAGUUCUCUGAGCUGGAGAGUGACGAUGACGAGCCCAGCAAGCCCUCCACUAAACAACGACGGCCUCAAGACAAAGUCCAGGGCUACCCUCGAUCCGAGUGCUUCAGGGUGGAGAAGAACCUGCUUGUCUACGGUUGGGGCAGGUGGAGUGACAUUCUGGCUCAUGGUCGCUUCAAGCGCCCCCUGAAGGAGGCUGAUGUGGAGACGAUCUGCAGGGCCCUCCUGGCCUACUGCCUGCUGCACUACCGUGGAGACGAGAACAUCAAAAGUUUCAUCUGGGACCUGAUCACUCCAUGUGAAGAUGGGACCACCAAGACACUGACCAAUCACUCUGGUCUCUCCACGCCUGUUCCCAGGGGCAGGAAGGGCAAGAAGGGGAAACUGACGACUCCGACUCCACAGACUCCACGAGCCGACUGGCUGGCCAGCUGCAACCCGGACCACUUGCUGCAGGAGGAUAGUUAUAAGAGGCACCUGAAGCACCACUGUAACAAGGUCCUGCUGAGGGUGAGAAUGCUGUAUUAUCUGCGACAGGAAGUCAUCGGCGACCAGGCCGAGCGUAUCCUGGAAGAAGCCGACUCCAGUGUGCUGGAUAUCUGGAUUCCUCAGCCGUUUCACGCUGAAGUCCCGGCUGACUGGUGGGACAGCGAGGCUGACAAGUCCCUACUCAUCGGCGUCUUCAAACACGGCUAUGAGAAGUACAACUCCAUGCGCGCCGAUCCGGCCCUGUGUUUCUUGGAGAGAGUGGGCAUGCCAGACGCCAAAGCGAUCGCUGCUGAGCAGAGGGGCGCUGACAUGAUGGCAGAUGGUGUUGAGGGUGAGGAUGAGGAUCCAGAGUACAAACCAAUGCGUAUGUCUUUUAAGGACGACAUGGACGACUUCACCAACUCUCCACUUGAUGACUUGGUGGAGGGUGAGGCUGAAGUCAAAUCAGGUGAAAACGGUCAAAGUGCACCAACUGUGGGCGGAGCUUCUGGCUCAAACGAGCGACUUUACUGGCCUGCAGCCUCAGCCCUUACGGCUCGUCUGCGUCGUCUGAUCACUGCUUACCAGCGCUCCAACCGUCGAGAGCUGCUCCGCCAGGAAGCUCUCAACAGACCCGAUGGUCGCCGCAGACGACGCAGGGAGUUCCUGCCUUCCAUCGCCAUGGUUCCUGAAUCCGGAGGUGGAGCAACGUACAUCCAAGAUGGUUCGGGAAUGUUCAUGACGGAAGGAAGCCCAUAUUUGGCUAAAGGAAGUGCGUACUUUGCCAAAGGUGGUCAGUUCAUGCCAGACUCUUCGCCAGUGAUGACCGCCAGCUCCCUGAUGUCUGAUGGAGCUAUGUAUUACAAAGAGAGAAGACAAAGAUGGACGCGUCGCGAGGAAGCAGACUUUUACCGUGUCGUGUCCACCUUUGGAGUUGUUUUCGAUACAAAGCAUCAGAAGUUCGACUGGAGUCAGUUCAGAGCUUUCGCUCGACUGGAGAAAAAAACGGACGAGAGCUUGGAGAAAUAUUACUACUCCUUCAUUGCCAUGUGCAAACGGGUCUGCAGGAUGCAGAUCAAGACUGAAACAGAACUUCCAGACCCAACUCUGAUCAUUGACCCCAUCACAGAGGAGCGAGCGUCUCGCACCUUGUACCGCAUCGAGCUGCUCCGCCGCAUCAGAGAGCAGGUCCUGCCUCACCUGCUGCUGUCAGAGCACCUCAAGCUCUGCCAGCCCUCCCCAGACCUCCCAGAGUGGUGGGAGUGUGGGCGCCAUGACCGUGACCUCCUGCUGGGUGCCUCCAAGCACGGUGUGAGCCGUACAGAUUACCACAUCCUAAAUGACCCGACCUUAGGGUUUCUGGAGGCCCACCAGCGUUACAUCAGCCAGCGAGGGGCCGGUGUUGGCAUGGGAACCCUGGGAGAGCCCACCAAGUUUGUGAUGGGAACUGCAGAACCAUCUUCAGUUCCACUUCUAAGCCCCGCGGAGCUGGCAUCUGCUGCAGCUGCUGCCAGAAGUGCUGUUGAUAAAGAGGAAGAAGGGCAGGAGCUAAAGACUGAGGACAACAAAGACGACAGGUUGGAGGUGAAAAUGGAAAUAGAAGAAGGAGAUGGCAUUAUUCUUCCAUGCACCAAGACCGAAUCCCUUAAUGAAGAGAUGGAGCAUCAAGGAGUUGUUGAAGGACAAGAUAUUACAAUUAAAUCACCAAUGAAGGAGAUCAAGACGGAGCAGAUUCCACCAAAGACUGAAAAAGACGAUGAGGAUGCAAAGACAGAAGAGCAGACUGAAGAAGACAAGAAAUUCACUCAUGAACUUCACCAAAACAAAGACUUGACAGAAGAGAAAAGCAGCUUCAGUCCUGAACACACUCUGAGCAUUCAGAAGAACCUUGACCUUGAGCCUCCAGAACAACCAGAGCCGUCUUCUGAAGCUCAGCUGGACCACAAGGCUGCAGAGGAGGAAGAUGGAGAGGAGAAAGAAGCCCCAGACGCCCUUAAAUCUCCCAACUCUGCUGAGAAGAGCCCAGAAGAGGAAGAGGAGGAGAGACUGGAUGAAGAUGACAAAUCAGAAAAGUCUUCUCAAGCUGAAGUGAGCACAGAGCAGAAGAACUUCGAUGAGGAGAGUAUUACUUCUCUGAGCACGUCCGUUCGAGACGAGACCCGUGAUGGGUUCUGCCCCGAAGACUUGACGGAAACCUCAGCGCUGCAGGCCCUGCAGGAACGCACCUAUGGCUUCUCAUUCUGGCCUAAGGAUCGAGUGAUCAUCAAUAGGUUGGAUAACAUUUGCGAGGCGGUCCUGAAGGGCAAGUGGCCCAUCAACAGACGCCACAUCUUUGACUUCCCCAGCAGCCUCCUGCCAGGUCAAGGCUCCACAGCAGCCACGGCAGCUGUAGCCAUGGUGAGCGAGAGUCCGCUGCAGAGGCGGAGCCUGGCCGAGCUGACCAUGGCUGGCCUCCAUACGCCGUACAGUGGGAGUGAGGACAAAACGCUGUCGCCACAGGUUCACGAGGAUGCUCUGAGUUUGACGGUGCCUCGACAGAGGAGGAGGAGACGGAAAAAGAUUGAGAUCGAGGCAGAAAGAGCAGCCAAGAGACGCAACUUGAUGGAGAUGGUGGCUCAGCUGAGAGAAAGCCACGCUGCUGCAGAAUCUCAGAACCAGGCUAUAGACCUCACCAAGGGUGUACACCAUCACCACAAGGCAUCUUCCACUUUGACUGGCUUCCCCAGUGCCUUGGUGACAAGCCCCUCCCUCAAAGCCCAAAUGGAGCUGCUUCAGCAAGUCCCGCCCUCUGCACACAGAGCCAACGGUUCGUUGGAGGCUGACCUGCCCAUCAUCAGAAGAAGGCGGGGCCGCAGGAAAAAUGUGGAGGGCCUGGAGCUGCUGUUCAUGGGCAACAAGAGAGCAGGAGGGGGGGAGGAUGCUGAUGGGACAAAGAUUACAGGUGUGGAGGGGGUCCAGGAGGCUGCCCAUUCCCACAGACCCCUCCCUGUCCCCGAGCAGAGUCCCAGCACCCGGUCUCUGACCUCAGGUAGCCUGGAGGAGGAAGAGGCAGCAGUUUCCAGCAAAGACCUUGGAGAGUGGCUGAGGCAGCACCCGACGUACACCAUGGACAUGCCUGGAUUCACACCAAAGAGCGAGGAGUUGCUCCUGUCUCAGUUUUCUAAGCCCAAACAGAAACGCCAUCGCUGUCGAAACCCCAACAAAAUCGACAUCAACACCCUGACUGGGGAUGAGAGGGUGCCUGUGGUCAACAGGCGUAAUGGACGCAAGAUGGGCGGAGCUAUGGCUCCACCAAUGAAGGAGCUUCCCCGGUGGUUAUUGGAGAACCCGGAGUUUUCUAUCUCUCCUGACUGGACAGACAUCGUCAAACAGUCGGGUUUCCUCCCAGAAGCCAUGUUUGACCGCCUUCUAACUGGCCCUGUAGUCAGAGAAGAGGGCAUGCGCCGUCGGGGGCGGCGGCCUAAAUCUGAGAUUGUGAAGGCAGCUGCUGCUGCCCAGGCUGCAGCAGCUGCUCAGGCUGCGCAGGCGUCACUGGCUACAGCUGCUUCAACUGCAGGAGGCAUCAACCCUCUGCUGCUCAACAGCCUGUUUGGAGGGAUGGACCUGUCUUCUCUCCAGAGCCUGCAGUCGCUGCAGUUAGCUGCUGGUCUGAUGGCCUUCCCUUCUCACACUGACCCCAAACAGACCGCUGCCAACACGGCCGCCGCCUCCAUGCUGCCCCUCAUGCUGCCCAGUAUAGGAGGCCUGCCCAAUAUGGCCGCCGCCCUCCCCAACAUGUUCAGCCUUGGAGGACUCUUUGGUGGAAGCCUGGCGGCCGCUGCCACAACUUCAUCCAACUCCGUCUCCGUCGCUGCAGGCAACAGAAACGGGACAAUGGAGGCAGAGGGAGGCAACGGUGAGGAGGCGCUGUUGGCAAAGAGGAAGAGAGAGGAGGAGGAGAAAGAAGAGGGAGAAAACGGGGACGAGGUGGGGGAGGAUGAAGAGGAGGCGGAGGGGAACGAGGAGGGAGUGACAAAGGCAAAGAAAAGGAAGAUGGAGGACGGCGCAGUAAAGGUGGAGAAGUCGGUGAGUGAUGCUGCUCCUAAGUUGCCGGCCGUUGACUCGUCAACAGAAGUUUCCAUGAACGGAGACGCAGCCGCCCUGCUGGCUGCUGCCGGCAUGUCUGCCAACUCGCUGGCAUUCAACCCCUUCCUCCUCUCCACCAUGGCCCCCGGACUCCUCUACCCCUCCAUGUUCCUUCCCCCAGGCCUCGCGGGACUCAGCCUGUCAGGCUUCCCAACAGCCUCCACCCUCGCUGAGCUGCAGAGCGCCAUGGCUGGAGCGAUGGGGAACAGCACCCCAACCCCAAACCCCCCAAGAGAUGAGGAAGAGGACACGAGGGAGGGUGUGAAAUCUACAGAAGAGGAGGAGGAGGGUGACGAAGGAGCAGAGAGAGACUUGGCUGAGGAAGAGGGAGGAGCAGAAGGGGGGGCAACGGGAGCGUUUGAACAUCCAGCUCUUGAUAAAGGAGGAGUAGAGGAGGAGGCAGCAGCGUCUCCUCAGAAGAGCACGAGUGACUGAAGUGAAACCCAAAACUGACUGGCCUUGAACAUUUCCGCCCCCCCCCCGACAGCAGCCCUUCCACCCCCCAGCACGUUUACACGCCUCCGACAGAAAUAUCAAACUAUUCUUAGUUUUUCUCCGUUGAGUUUUGAUGAUUGUUCCUUCACUGUUAGUUGGAGGUGUGGAGCGGGCGGAGCGUCUUUGUGUUAACUUAAUCUCUGAUGGACGGCAGCCGCUCGCUCACACGCCGCCUCUUCUUCUAAGACUUCCUGCCUCCCCGGUUGGCCCACGUGCGCUGUGAACUGUGCGCCCACACUUCUUUCCCGCAACCUCUCAAAUAGGACUUUAAAUGUUUCCGAUAGUGCUAUUAUUAUUAUUAUUAUAAUUAUUAUUAUUAUUAUUGCUGCUUUCAGCU
Messenger RNA from Nematolebias whitei (Rio pearlfish), 10711 nucleotides. It is a transcript of the gene chd7, whose product is annotated as chromodomain helicase DNA binding protein 7. The record is from RefSeq and is a predicted model, not a curated record. Bases 433 to 10314 code for a protein of 3293 amino acids. The transcript is spliced from 41 exons. Gene Ontology annotation, molecular function: ATP-dependent chromatin remodeler activity; protein binding; ATP binding. Lineage: Eukaryota; Metazoa; Chordata; Actinopteri; Cyprinodontiformes; Rivulidae.